AUGUCGUAUUAUCAGGGCAACGGCCAGAACUACUACAACCCCAGCAUACCGCACUCCACGCAGGGCUCACAGCAGCCCUACCAAGGCCCGUAUGAACAGCACAAUGGCGAGCAGGAAAAUGGAGGAGCUGGAGGCUAUGAGUACACCAUUCCCGUUCGGCGCAACAGCUCUGCAAAUCGGAACGACGAGCUGUUCAUCGGCACCAACGCUGCGUCCCCUGCUAUGAGCCAAGGACCGACAUCCCCCACCGCUGGCAGCUAUGGAAGCAACUACGGAUACCAGUCGCCGCAGCAACAGUACAACCCUCAAAACUACAACGCUCCUGCUGUUGCGUUGCCGAAUCCGCAGCACUACGGUGGUGUGAACAGGGCGUUCGCUGCCCCAGCCUCGUCUCACCAGCCAUAUAUCCCAGCUGCAUACGCUGAUAGCGGACUGAACAGGAACAGCUCGGUCAGCCAUCCGUAUGGCUUCUCUCCCACCUCGCCGACCGCCACAUAUCCAUCGCCCACAGCUUAUCAAAACUCUCAAUUUGGUCGGACAGCCUCCCUUCAGGGCAGGUCAGCUUACUCGCCUCCAGCCCCACCGCCACUUCCUGUGCCCCCUGGUAGUGCGCAGUCGCCCACAGAUGACUGGGGCAGCUAUCCAGCUCGAACGACAUCCAGUGCUCACUCUCAAUCUUACUACCAAUCCUCUCACGCCCCACUUCCGUCGCUGCCAACACACGACACUGGCUACAAUGCGCAAGACCGUGUUGCCAGGUACAACUCAACCUCAAGCCUUCACUCCAACCCCCUACCGCCGACACCAGAGGUGCCUCCUCACGCUUCUCCUCAGCGAACAAACACUGUGUCUUCUCGACCCCUGCCCGACCCCCCUACCGAAUCUGACAGCGAUGAGUACUUCUCUCCGCACAACGGUCCUUCGUACAACCAGGACCAACUGUUUGAUGACGUUAUGAAUAUGACCACGGGUAGCAGUCCAAGGAUACAAGUACAGCAACCGAAUGGUGCCGAGCAUUACGAUGAGAUGGGCAGACGAAUUCCAGGAAGGAACGGUGACCGUACGAACGGUGACCGCCUUGCACCAUACCCUGUUCGUGAUGUAUACACAAGCGACGAGAGCGACGUAGAAGCGGCUGCCGGUUUAGCUGCACUGAGAAUGGCGGAAGAGCAGGAACAAGCUGAUGAAGCUCGCAGGCGUAGUGGGGGAGCUGGGCUCUUCAGCAGCUAUGCCACAAUGCCAUCUCCGCCGCUUCCCAAUGAACCUAGUCGGCCUGCAGAGCAAAGCGCCAGCGACAGCGAUUACGCGCCAAUUGACCUGGGCCUAUACGGCGGCAACUUUGCGCCUUCGUUUGCAUACGGAGGAGAACCAAGCCAACUAGUGGCUGGAAGCAGCCAAGGAGUUUCCUCUUCUGGCUCGCAACGAAGGUCUGAGCCCGCCAGCGAUGACUACGAUCCUAUCCAUCCUUUCCCGUCUUUCUCGACUAAUGCGCGAGUUGAUACCUUUGGUACGGGAGGGCUGGAGGAGCCAAGCGCACGGCGGCGGAGCUAUGAUGAAGGAGAUGAGGUGACUCUGAUGGACUCUGCCUCUGGCAUGUCUGGCAUGUCCGGUGCAACGCUGCUGCCCUCCUCUGCAAUGCCUGGCGAGCCUCCGGACAUGUUCUACCAUCCUGGUAUGACUAAUAGGCCUCUGCCUCCUCCUCCAACAACCUCCAACAGCAGCCGCCAACGGAUGAAUCAUGCAAGCACUAGCUCACAAGGAUCCGGUUCUUACGAAUACUGGCGUAACGCACCUUCAUCUCGUGGCUCAUACCCCGUAGACCCCACCUCCAUGCAGAUGGUGUCUCUGACUGGUGCCCAUGUUCCACGUUCCACAUCUCUGCUUCAGCACAGCAACCCACCAAGAGAGGUUCCAUUACCGAGGUCGAAGACUGAUGCCGAACAAGGACACAGGUUGCGACAGCCAAACAACCGGAACACCUUCUACGGUGGGGCUGCUGACAGCGAUGGUAACACCAUGACUCCUGCUAGUACUGACGCUGUUGCAAUUGAUCUGCCUACACUACCAACAGGAAGACGCUUUAACCCUGCUAAGUUAUCCACGAACGAUUUCAAGAAGUGCACCGAACCCUGGGCACUCAGCGCAGUCAUCUCAUGGCUGAAAUUCAUGACUGAAGGAGAGAACGACCUAAAAGAAGGACCGAUCCAGGAAGGCCUCAUUGCUCUCUUCACUCACAAAGUCCCUACGAUGAAUAUCGCCGACGCAGAGACAUUGAGCAGCCGAGUUGUACAGGACAUGUACAAGGCAGGAACAUUGGUUCACGACGAGGAAUGGCUCAAGUUUUCGUCGAGCAGUAUGACUGGCGUUAUUUUCCAACUUACAGGUGCUGGUUGUUAUGCGCCGAUGCUGCACACAUACGCAAGCCCUGGCCGCUGCUACUCGCAUCAUUGCCAGAGGACCUUGAAAAAGAUCGAUUUGCAUUCACCAGCCGCUGCUGCUCGGUCUGAAGACUGGGCAACUUUCCACAAGAUGAAGAAAGAAGAUGUCGAAAAAGUCAACAAGAAGGAAAUCGAACGCCAAAAUAUCCUGCACGAGAUUGUCCAGGGAGAAGACAAUUACAUGGAGCGACUUGACGUACUGCGACGACUAUACCGCGACAGACUUCUGUCUGCACAACCUCCUGUCAUCCCGCCAAAGAAGCUCACCCGGUUCAUUAACGACGUCUUCAGCAAAGCAGACGCUGUAAAGAAGGCAAACGAGGACCAUCUUCUUCCGCAGAUCAAGUACAGGCAGCAAGAACAGGGUCCUUGGAUCAGCGGUUUCAGUGACAUCUUCAGAGAGUGGAUCAGAAAGGCAAGACAAGCGUACAUCGAGUAUGCUGCCGCCUUCCCUUAUGCAAACUUCUUGGUACGUCAAGAGGCCGACAGGAACAUGUUGUUCCGUGCUUUCUUAGACGAGGCUCGGUCAAAUCGGCUGUCUAACAAGCUCUCAUGGGACACCUUCCUCAAGGCUCCCAUCGACAGACUGCAGCGUUAUGGUCUACUCAUCGAUACGGUUAUUAAGAAUUCGACCGUGGAUAACGAGGAGAAACGUAACCUCGUCAUAGCCAAGGAGGAGAUCAAAGCUGUAACGCUGGAGUGUGAUGCUCGUGUAGCUGAGAUGGGCCGCAAGGUCAGCCUCACUGAUCUGCAAUCUAAGCUCAUCUUGCGACCUGGUAUGCAGCGUGUUGAGCUCAAUCUGGAUCACCUGGGACGAGAACUCAUCUUCCGAGGAGACCUGCAGAGGAUGGGGGGUAGUCGAUUCAACUGGCUCGAAACACACGCCCUGCUUUUCGACCACUAUCUUGUGCUUGCCAAAACAGUCGCAUACCGCGAACAGGAUGGUGUAACAAAGUCAGAGAAGUACGACGUUUCCAGGCUUCCCAUUCCUAUGGAUUUGCUUGUUCUGGAAAGUGAAGAUGACGAUCCUGUGGUACGCUCCAAUCUGAAGGGCAUUGCUCCUGUCAACCUGAACGGCAGGCUUCCUGUAGGAGCUGGACGGACUACGAGCAGUCCGAGCCCAGGCGUACUGCAACAUACCACAACCUCCAACUCUAUGGGCUCGACAAGCACUGGCACAUCUGGGAAAACUAUGGUCACGAGUACGAACUUGGAGAAUCCCAAAGAUGAGAAGAUUCUAUAUCCCUUCAAGAUCAAGCAUCUGGGUAAAGAGACUUAUACCCUCUACGCCUCGUCCGCUCAGAACAGAGCUGAGUGGUGCGACAAGCUCAUCAUCGCAAAGACUCGACAUGCGGCAGCUUUGUUCGCUCAGAAUGCAGAGCCUUUCCGACUGCGUGUGAUGGCUGACGCUGCAUUCGCGUACGACAGUGUCAUGCCCACGCAGAAGGGCAUCACUAUUAAGGGAACACCACUCGACCGCUCAAUCGAGGAGGUAGAGAAGCUCUUCUCCAACUCAGGCCGGCCUGUCCCAAUUUGCAGAGCCCGCGUCAACUGCGCAACAGCCUUCAAUCAGCCUUACGGUAAACAUAUCGUUGCUGUGGGUACCGACAUUGGCGUGUAUGUCUCGGACUACGAUAACCCACGAGGUUGGUCAAAAGCAAUUCAAAUCCCCCGAGUGACACAGAUCGCAGUGCUUGAGCAGUUCAGUCUGAUGCUGCUCAUCUCUGACAAAUCUCUAAUCGCAUAUCACCUCGACGCCGUCUGUCCUGUUAGCGGUGUUCCUCCUUCCAAUGACUCGACCCGUCGCGCACCCCAGAAACUCUCCGGCGCACGCGACAUUGGAUUCUUCGCCACAGGCACCAUGAAAGAUCGCACUUUGGUCUUCUACAAGAAGCGCGAAGGUCUUUCUUCCACUUUCAAAGUCCUCGAACCCGUGUAUCAAAAGUCCACAGAAAAGAAAUCUCGCAUCUGGAAAACUGGCCGUACAGAGUUCUUCCGCGAAUACGACGAAUUCUACAUCCCCGCUGACUGCUACACGAUCAACCUUUUCCAUUCGUCCCUCGCUAUUUCCACGGCCAAGGGCUUUGAGGUUAUGACUCUAGACAAGAAGCAGCCUUGGAGUGUCCCAGAUCUCAAACAACAACACGUAGCCACUAUCGCCUCGCGCCUUACCAACCAGGAUCCCUUGGGAAUGUUCCGUCUGUCCGACCAGGAAUUCCUCCUCUGUUACGAAGAGUGUGCAGUUUACAUCAAUAAGAACGGCGACAUCUCACGCUCAGUUAUCAUGGAGUUUGUUGGAAAGGCUAAAAGUGCAGCCAUGUACGGGCCUUAUGUGUUGUUGUUCGACCCUGAUUUUGUGGAGAUCAGGAACGCCCAGAAUGGUCGAUUGAGACAGGUCAUCGCUGGAAGAGAUGUUAAAUGCCUGGACGACGGGCUCUCUGGGACCUCAGGGCACCACAGAACGAUCAAAAUGAGUUUGCAGCAUCCACAGGUGGAGAGGUGCCAGGUCGUGGUCGAAUUGGUGCUGAAUGAGGGACAGAAAGAGUGA
This is a messenger RNA of Ascochyta rabiei, 4986 nucleotides long. Its product is annotated as Rho guanine nucleotide exchange factor. The coding region runs from base 1 to 4986 and encodes 1661 amino acids. Lineage: Eukaryota; Fungi; Ascomycota; Dothideomycetes; Pleosporales; Didymellaceae. The record is from RefSeq and is a predicted model, not a curated record. Gene Ontology annotation, molecular function: guanyl-nucleotide exchange factor activity. The transcript is spliced from 2 exons.